Carassius carassius (crucian carp) is the source of this 3236-nucleotide messenger RNA. Its product is annotated as glycogen phosphorylase, brain form-like. Bases 114 to 2645 code for a protein of 843 amino acids. Gene Ontology annotation, molecular function: glycogen phosphorylase activity; pyridoxal phosphate binding. Lineage: Eukaryota; Metazoa; Chordata; Actinopteri; Cypriniformes; Cyprinidae. The record is from RefSeq and is a predicted model, not a curated record. Gene Ontology annotation, biological process: glycogen catabolic process. Gene Ontology annotation, cellular component: cytoplasm. The transcript has 20 exons.
UGUGUGUCUCUAGGGAACAGUGCUUUUAAAGUACUUGCUCACCGCACCAACCUGUUCACAAGAAGUCAAGGGGCCCAGAGUUUCAUUAUUUGCUUUUUAAACGUGUUGUCAAUAUGUCCAAACCUUUAACCGACCAUGAAAAGCGCAAGCAGAUCAGUGUUCGAGGUAUAGCCGGACUGGGGGAUGUUGCCGAAGUCAAAAAAAGCUUCAACAGGCAUCUUCACUUCACCUUAGUGAAGGACCGCAAUGUGGCCACCCCGCGGGAUUAUUACUUCGCGCUGGCGCACACGGUGCGGGAUCACCUGGUGGGCCGCUGGAUCCGCACUCAGCAGUAUUACUAUGAGAAAGACCCGAAGCGCAUCCACUAUUUGUCUCUGGAGUUCUACAUGGGCAGAACUCUACAGAACACCAUGAUAAACCUUGGGCUGCAGAAUGCUUGUGACGAGGCCAUCUACCAGCUUGGACUAGAUUUGGAAGAGCUGGAGGAGAUUGAGGAGGAUGCAGGACUGGGAAAUGGAGGUCUUGGGCGACUUGCAGCUUGUUUCCUGGACUCCAUGGCAUCUCUGGGUUUGGCGGCAUAUGGUUAUGGCAUUCGCUAUGAGUUUGGCAUCUUCAAUCAGAAGAUCACCAAUGGCUGGCAGGUCGAGGAAGCUGACGAUUGGCUGCGUUACGGUAACCCUUGGGAGAAGGCCCGUCCAGAGUACAUGCUGCCCGUGCAUUUCUAUGGCCGAGUGGAGCAUGCAGAUGAGGGACCAAAGUGGGUUGAUACCCAGGUGGUGCUUGCGAUGCCUUAUGACACUCCCGUGCCUGGUUAUAAAAACAACACUGUGAAUACUAUGAGACUGUGGUCUGCCAAAGCUCCUAAUGAUUUCAACCUACAAGAAUUUAAUGUUGGAGAUUACAUCCAGGCUGUGCUGGACCGAAACCUGGCGGAGAACAUCUCCCGGGUGCUCUACCCUAAUGACAAUUUUUUUGAAGGGAAGGAGCUCCGUUUGAAGCAGGAAUACUUUGUGGUGGCUGCUACUCUGCAGGACAUCAUCAGACGCUUUAAAUCUUCAAAGUUUGGCUGCAGGGAUCCCGUGCGCACCUCUUUUGAAGCUUUCCCUGAAAAGGUGGCAAUCCAGUUGAAUGAUACUCAUCCAGCUCUGGCGAUUCCUGAACUCAUGAGGAUCCUGGUGGAUAUAGAGCGGCUGGACUGGGAAAAGGCGUGGGAGAUCACCACAAAGACUUGUGCAUACACAAACCACACAGUGUUACCCGAGGCUCUGGAGCGCUGGCCUAUCCACAUGUUUGAGACACUUCUGCCACGACACCUGCAGAUCAUCUACAAGAUCAACCAGCAACAUCUGGAUAGAGUAGCUGCGCUGUAUCCAGGAGACAGUGAUCGUUUGUGCAGGAUGUCCCUUAUCGAGGAGGGCAACCCAAAGAGGAUCAACAUGGCUCACCUUUGUGUGGUUGGGUCACACGCUGUUAAUGGAGUUGCACGGAUUCACUCAGACAUCGUCAAAACCACUGUAUUUAAGGACUUCUGUGACAUCGAGCCAGAGAAGUUCCAGAACAAGACAAACGGCAUCACUCCUCGUCGCUGGCUGCUGCUGUGCAACCCCGGCCUGGCUGACAUCAUCGCUGAGAAAAUUGGUGAGGAAUUCCUGACAGAUCUUUUCCAGCUAAGAAAACUGUUGGACUUUGUCAAUGAUGCACAGUUCAUUCGGGAUGUGGCCAACGUGAAACAGGAGAAUAAGCUGAAGUUUGCAGCGUAUCUGGAGAGUGAAUACAAAGUAAAGAUAAACCCUGAGUCCAUCUUUGACAUCCAGGUCAAAAGAAUCCAUGAGUACAAGAGACAACUGCUCAACUGCCUUCAUGUCAUCACUUUAUACAACAGGAUUAAAAAGGAUCCAAACAAGAAGUUUGUUCCCCGGACAGUUAUGAUUGGAGGAAAGGCAGCACCAGGCUAUCACAUGGCAAAGAUGAUUAUUAAACUGUUCACCUCAGUGGGGGAGGUGGUCAAUCAUGAUCCUGUGGUGGGAGACAGACUCAAGGUCAUUUUCCUGGAGAACUAUAGAGUCUCUUUAGCUGAGAAGGUGAUCCCUGCUGCCGAUCUGUCCGAACAAAUCUCUACGGCAGGUACAGAAGCCUCCGGUACAGGAAACAUGAAGUUCAUGCUUAACGGCGCGCUGACCAUCGGCACCAUGGAUGGUGCUAAUGUGGAGAUGGCAGAAGAAGCUGGAGAGGAAAACCUGUUCAUCUUUGGCAUGAGGGUCGAGGAUGUGGAGGCCAUGGACAAAAAGGGAUACAAUGCCAGGGAAUACUACGAGCGUCUGCCUGAACUGAAGCAGGUGAUGGAUCAGAUCAGCGCUGGAUUCUUCAGCCCCAAAGAGCCUGAACUCUUCAAAGACAUCGUCAACAUGCUCAUGAAUCAUGACAGGUUUAAGGUUUUCGCAGACUAUGAAGCAUAUAUCAGCUGUCAAGAAAAAGUUAAUGAACUCUACAGGAAUCCUAAAGAAUGGACCAAAAAGGUCAUCAGAAACAUUGCUGCUUCUGGAAAGUUUUCUAGCGACCGCACCAUCACGGAGUACGCACGUGAGAUUUGGGGCGUAGAGCCAUCUGAUGUCAAGAUCCCUCCACCCAAUGAACCACGUGAAUGAGGGAGUGAGCAACGUGAUGGUUUGACGGUGUCCACUGACUCCGUCUUUCCCAGUGUGCUGGUGUGCCUCGACUGGCUUUACCUGAUUCAGAUUCAGGUUUCUCUCUCAUUCUCAGCCUCCUUGAACUUCAUUACUUUAGACUACCCACAACACAGAACUCUUCCAGGUGCACUUACGUUGUAGUAUGCUUUAAAUCACUGUUACUUUCACAUGCACGUCCAAUUAUCAUGGUUCCAUUAUGCAAAUUCAAUUUGUUGGUCAUAUGAGACUCUUUAUACUUCAGUUGCAUUCCUUGUUUUACUUUUGAGAGUGGCUGUUGUGUCAGAUUGUUACAGAGAUCAUGCUUUAAGGGCAACUGAUUUCAAGAACACAGUGGGACCCAACAAGAGCCUUUGAGUAUUUUAUGUAGGUAAUCAGCAACUAAAAACCAGUGGAGACUUUACCAUCAUUCACAUUCUCAAAUAUUUCUUAAAUGCAUGUCAGACUAUUUGACCACCAACCACCUUUUCUCUGUUUGAAUUCAGUAGAAAUAGUCUUUUUGCUUUAAAAUGCAUGAUAUAACCAGUCAGAAACAACAGCCUUAAAAAAGAA